This is a messenger RNA of Trichogramma pretiosum, 4635 nucleotides long. RefSeq names its product double-stranded RNA-specific editase Adar-like (gene Adar). The transcript is spliced from 2 exons. Gene Ontology annotation, molecular function: double-stranded RNA binding; tRNA-specific adenosine deaminase activity; double-stranded RNA adenosine deaminase activity. The record is from RefSeq and is a predicted model, not a curated record. The coding region runs from base 1483 to 3639 and encodes 718 amino acids. Gene Ontology annotation, biological process: RNA processing; adenosine to inosine editing. Gene Ontology annotation, cellular component: cytoplasm; nucleolus. NCBI's taxonomy places the organism in Eukaryota, Metazoa, Arthropoda, Insecta, Hymenoptera, Trichogrammatidae.
UCGUCUCUGUGUGUGUGCGUGUGUGUGUGCAGGACACAAGCGAGCGCCGAGCGAGCAAGCGAGACUGCUCCGAGAUCAGCAGGCUAUCCUCAUCGUCGGUCGCGCUUCGCUCUCCCCCCGUUCGCUUUGCCCACGACAGUCACACUUUGCGGCUGCUGCACGGGCCAUCUCACGCAGGCUACUUAUAAGAAAAUCCAACGAAAAUCUUUGUACUCAUUUUUUUUGCGUUCGUCUAACCAUCCCCCUUUUGAAUUUUUUUCUCGUUGUCGUUAUUUUUAUCGUCGUAUCCUCUAUAUCUCGUUGGAUUUUUUCAUUAGAUUAACUCGGUGAUUUGGCCUCGACAGACAGCGCCGGAAAAUUUGAUUUUUUUUUUUAAUCGCCAAGCGCACACUCGCACACGCGUUUCUCGUUACAAAAAGCCAGUCGCAGUGUUGAAUAAAAAAAAAAGUUAUCAAAGUAUCGAUCAAAGUUGGAAGUAACAAAAGUAAGAAGGUUGUUGGAUUGUUGACCCUGCGGUGCGCCAAAACAACAGUGAUACACAGCCGAUUAUUAUAUACGCGAGCAUAUUCGCUCAAGCAUUCCACAAAUAAUCGGAGAGAGAGAGAUCGAGCGAGCGCGCGCGAACACGCGACUCGCGAUUGUUUUUAAAAGGUGCGUGUGUCGUGUCGGGUUCGAAGAUUCACUGUGUGUGCUGUGCUCUGCUAUUGCUACCGUACAUCGAAGAGAGAGACAGAUAAGAGAGGCCCGACAAUAUCAUCAAGAAAGCCUAAACUUGGAAGCUUCCCGCACACACCGAGAUUAUACUACCUGCUUUUGAUACACACAGACACAGACACAGACACACUACACCAGCGCCUGCACAUACACGCGUCUAUAUACAUACGUCGCUAGAGUGUAGCAGCAUUAGGACGAGUCACAGAUUUCGGAGCACAGCAGCAGCAGCAGCAGCAGCACAUAAAGUUACAACGGAGAGCAUCGGAGAGCGAGGAUCGACGAAACGUGUGCCUGUGGUGUGGUGGAUAUAAUCUGCCUAUAUCUCUGCGUGUGUGACUGCGCGCGUGCUUGUGCCAUUUCUCCGGUGUCCCGACGACGUUUCGUACUCGUACCUUCUACUAUAUAUAAAAUAUAUAAAAAAUAACAAACAUCGGAACGGGGAAGAAGAAGAAGAAGACGACGCUGACGCGAUUACUACUACUACAACUACUACUACUUCAACUACUACUGCUGCGAUAACGCUCUUCCUCGUCGACGCGCAAGCAGCAAACAGCAGCAGCGACCGUGCGUGUGUGUGUGUUUGGGCCCCGUGUAUUAUUAUAAUAUAUACACACACACCAUUACAAACUACUUGCUACUGCUAUCUACUGUACUGCUGAGUAGGUGCCCUCGAGUAUCUCUCGUGUGGCCAUUUGCCUACUUCGUAUACAAACGCUACCAACAAAAACUCAACGGGGGUUCUUUCCAACGCACGACGACGGGUUUUAUAUGGUGUUGCUGCUGGAUAAGAAGCCCGAGUCAUUGGCCGCCGCGGAAGGUUAUGCUUGCACAAUGCGUAAUGCCGCUGUAUUGACGGAAAACUCGCAGCCUCGCGAAGCCAUGAACAGUGGUAACAACAACAUCGUGACAGCCAGUGGCAGCCUACGAGACGUCAACUCGCCCGAGGCCGCGGCCGUCGGCAUGAUCAGGCGCAACGUCAUGGAGUCGCCGUCCAACAACAACAGCGUCGUCGUCGUGAGCCCCGGCGGAGCGGGCCCGAUCAAGCCCGUCCAGGCCGCGCAGCAGCAGAACCACAAGCGGCCGGCCGGCGACACGGAGAACGACGGGCCCUACACGUCGUCGAAGAAGAAGCAGAAGACGCCGCAGCCCAAGAACGCCGUGUGCGCGCUCAACGAGCUGAAGACGGGCGCCGUCUACAAGGUCAUCUCGCAGACCGGGCCGACGCACGCGCCCAUCUUCACCAUGGUCGUGCAGGUCGACGGCCAGUGCUACGAGGGCAAGGGCCGCACCAAGAAGAUGGCCAAGCACGCCGCCGCGGAGCUGGCGCUGCGCAACAUCGUGCAGUUCCGCAACUCCUCGGAGGUGCAUCAGGCCAUCAACGCGACGGUGCAGGGUGGCGUCGGCGGCGUGGGCGGCUUCAGCGUCGAGCCCGACUUCACCAGCGACGUCACGGAGAAGGACCUGAUGAACGCGUUCAAGGCCAGUCCCCAAGAGCCCAAGGCCAUGAACAAGUUCAUGGACAAGGGGCCCGUGGCGAUAAUCAACGAGCUCUAUCCCGGGGUGGUGUACAAGUGCGUGGCCGACAACGGCGAGAGCUACGCCAAGUUCACGGUGUCCGUAACGAUCGACGGCGAGAGCUUCGAGGGCACGGGGCCCAGUAAAAAGCUGGCCAAGGCCGCCGCCAGCAAAGCGGCCCUGGCCAAGCUGCGCAACGUGCACAGCUCGUCGUUCCACAUGCCGAUGAUCACCAAGAUGCCGCAGUCCCACAUGAAGUUCGGCAACUGGCAGGAGCAGCUGUCGCUGCCGCAGACGCUCGCCGACAAGAUCGGCAAACUAGUCAAUCAGAAGUUCUCGGAGCUGAUGCAGAACAAGCCCCAGCACGCCCGGCGCAAAGUGCUGGCGGGCAUCGUGCAGACGCAGGGCCAGCAGUGCGACAUCAUCUGCGUCACGACGGGCACCAAGUGCGUCAGCGGCGAGCACCUGAGCGUGAGCGGACGCGCGCUCAACGACUGCCACGCCGAGGUCAUAGCCAGGCGCUGCCUCUGCGAGUACCUCUACAAUCAGCUGAAAUUGCACACGGAGGACAAACAAUCCGAAUCGAUUUUCGAACCCGGACCAAAGGGUUUCAAGCUGAAGGACGGUAUUCAGUUUCACCUGUACAUCAAUACGGCGCCCUGUGGAGACGCGCGGAUCUUCUCGCCGCACGAGGACAGCGACUCCGUCGACAAGCACCCCAACAGGCGGGCCCGGGGCCAGCUGAGAACCAAAAUCGAGUCGGGCGAGGGUACGAUCCCCGUCAAGACCAGUGAAAGUAUUCAGACUUGGGACGGAGUGUUAAUGGGACAAAGAUUGCUCACUAUGUCGUGCUCGGACAAAAUUGCCCGCUGGAAUGUUCUUGGUAUCCAAGGUUCACUUCUCAGCCACUUCAUAGAGCCAAUAUACUUCCACAGCAUCGUUCUCGGAAGUUUAUUGAACCCGAGUCACAUGUACAGAGCUGUUUGUGGCAGAAUAGAAAACACUAUUCAGGGUUUGCCACCGCCUUAUAGACUUAAUAAGCCAUUGAUGAGUCUGAUAACUUCGUCGGAAGUCAGACAGCCCGGCAAAGCUCCUAAUUAUAGUGUUAACUGGACAACUGGACAGUUGGAGGCUGAAAUUAUCAAUUGCACAACGGGAAAGGAUGAAUUGGGAAAACCCUCCAGAAUCUCAAAGCAAGGCUUGUUUGGAAAAUUCCAUUAUUUAUUAAGUCAACUUGAUACAAUCACGGAUGUUGAUAAAACAAUUUGUACAAAUUAUUUGGAUGCCAAAGCAUCGGUUCAAAACUAUGCUUUGGCCAAACAUCAGUUGAAGGAUGCAUUUGCUAGAGCCCAACUAGGUUGUUGGGUGAAGAAACCAAUGGAGCAAGAUAUGUUUGAAGUUAGUGUGUGAUAGGCCUAUUAGUAAAAAAAAACAAACUUUAAGAAAUUCACCUUAAUUAAUCAUAAAACUCGAAAUACUUUUUACGGUUGAUUUUUAGAUUUAUGAAACGAAGAUCUAGAGAAAAAUAGAUCAAGACUUAUAAUGUAGUUUAGUCCAUAGUAAAAUGAAGUAAAAACUUUAUAUCAAAUUUGUUAAUGAAAAAAUGCUGUAGUGAGAAAAAGAAAUGUACUUCCCUGAAGUUACAUGGUAAAUCAAAGUUACCUGUACUUCAUAGUAGUUUAAUGAUUAAGAUGCAAUUUGAAAACUAAGCUCAAUGAAUUCUGUACUCUUUAUCAGAUUACUUUCUAACUUGCACGUUGUCUUAAUAAAAAAAGGAAAAUGAAUUUAGAUUCACAUUUAUGAUCAUUGAAAUAAAGUUAAAAUUAAAUAAUCUUAAAUCUUAAAGUUUCAAUGAUCAAUAUUAUAACCAAAGAAAGUCUCUGUUGCAUAAUAUUGAUAAUUCGCAUUCAUUAGGUAUUUCCAGGUAUUUAGAUUCUUGUAUUUAUCAAUAAAUCUUUUUUGAAAUACCAAUUACCGAUUUCUAAUAAUAUUAGAUCAUUUUCAAUAGAAAGAAGUUUAAAGUUAAUCAUGUAAACUUGAAAUACUCCAUGCAAAUUAGUUACAAAAAUGAAAGAAAAACGCAAAAAAAAAUUUUUUUUUAAAUGAAAUUUACAUUUGUUUGCUUCAUGUAUCAAUGUUGCUUCUUUUAUCAAGUGCAUAAUUAAAUUUGCAUCGCAUGCACAUAAAUUCAAAUAUCAAUCAAAUUUAGGAACUACUAUGUAGAAUAUGUUCGAACAUAAAAAAAAAUUUUAUUUGUUAAAUUGUCGAAAUUUUAUCGAAAUAUAAUUUCGCCGUGGGUUCAAUUGUCUACAAAUUACCAAGAUUUUUUGUUCAUUUACUCGUAAAGUUGUGAUUCUAUAGACAUGCAAUUUUUAAUAAAAACAACAUACCCAUUAGAAAAAAAAA